UGCACAAAAAUCAACUUGUAGUCUGUAGUCUUCCUUAUCUUUGACUACAUUCACACAAACAACAAUCAAUCACACACUCAAAUGGCAGUGGCAGCUUAUGCGUCUUUGGUUUCUCUCACAGAUGUUCUCGACAAUGUUCAACAUCCUUCUCGUUGUCAUCGGCUUCAUCUGGACAAGGAACAGAUCCAGAGCUUGCACCAAAGAGUUCUGUUCUUGCAGCACUUUCUUGAAUUUCAUUCCCAAAGAAUUAGCCCAGAAAUGGAAGAUCUGGCCAGGCAACUAGCUGUUGUUGCCGAUGAAGCCGACGAUAUCAUUGACUUCCACGUCGUGAAUCAACUUCUUGAAAGAUCUGAAGAUAAAACUCAUCAUAUGGCUGCUCUCUCAUCCUUCUGUCAAGAUAUGGACAAAAUUAUCAAAAAGAUUGAUUCCAUCACUGAAAAGUUGAUGAUGGUUCAAGAGGAACGGGUUGACAUCCAAGAACGGCCUCCUAUAGCUUCUGCGUCUAUUGGUUCUACCACACCUUCUUCCAAUGACAAGAAUACUAUGGUGGGAUUUGAUGAACGCUUGCUUCAGGUCGUGGAUGUGCUUACUAGAGAUGAAUCUGAUCUUCAGAUCCUCCCAAUCGUCGGGAUGGGAGGCAUUGGUAAGACAACUCUAGCUCAAAAUGUUUUUAACCAUCGACUUAUUGCGGAUCGCUUUGAUAAACGCAUUUGGUUUACAAUAUCUCAACAAUAUAGUGUUCGAGAAGUUCUUCUAAAGUACCUUAUAAAUGACAAAAAGAUCAAAGCAAGUGCCGCAGAUGAACUAGACCUAGCUAAAUUAGGAGAACGCCUUCACAAAUUUUUAUUUGGUAAAAGGUAUUUGAUUGUGUUGGAUGAUUUGUGGAAUAUCAAAGCUUGGGAAGAUUUUCAGUUAUUCUUUCCAAAUAAUGGAAAUGGAAGUCGAAUUUUGUUGACUACUAGGUUGUUGGAUGUGGCUCGUUCUUUAGGCUUUGACAAUCAUUAUUUCACAAUGACCUUUUUAGACAACGAUAAAAGUUGGAAUUUACUAUGUGAAAAAGCUUUUGCACAAAAAAGUUGCCCUUAUCCACAUUUGGAAGAAAUUGGAAGGAAUAUUGCUAGAUGUUGCUGCGGGCUUCCUCUGGCAAUUGUUGUAAUUGGUGGGCUCCUUGCAAAAUCCAAUCAUACACGAGAAUAUUGGGAGUUUGUUGCAAAGAAUGUAACCUCAUUUGUCAAUUCUGGAGAUGAUGAUCAUUGUUUAAAGAUAUUGUCUUUGAGUUACAACAACUUGCCGAUUCAUCUUAAACCAUGUUUUCUUUAUAUGAGAGUUUUUCCUGAAGAUGAUCGGAUUAAAGCCUCUCAGUUGAUAAAAUUAUGGAUCGGUGAGGGGUUUCUAAAACCAGUAGGAGGUAAAAGUGUGAAAGAAGUCGCAAAGGAAUACUUGAACGAUCUUGCUGACAGAAAUCUGAUUUUGAUUCGUGAUUGGACGCGUCGUGGGAAAAUAAAAGCAUGUGGCAUUCAUGAUAUUCUAAGAGAGCUAUGUUUUAGAGAAUCUAAGAGAGAACAUCUUAUUCGUGUCCCUAAAGCACAAAAGAUUUGUGUUUCAGUAUCGAAUGACGGUGAUCUCUGCUUUCUGUGUGGUCAUAAGGUGAACAGACAGAAUAAGAUACAUCUUCAAGAAGUUGGUGUUGGCUCGCAAUCAACAAUAGUUGCCAGUCCAUCAGUAUGCGAGGCUUGUAGUAAUAUGUAUCAAAAUCUUAAUAAAUUAAGAUGGGUGAAGGUAUUCAAAUCGGUACAUGAUGUAACAUCUCUUCUACACACAAAGUUGCGGUACCUUAAGGUUAAAGGAUAUGACCACGCCGAGGAGAAUCGUAAACUUAUAAUUUCCGGUACAAUUUCCUUACUUUGGAAUCUACAAAUUUUGGAUCUUGGUUCUUCAAAGACACUUUGGUUGCCUGAAGUUUGGGAGAUGCCAAAACUUAGGCAUCUCAGUGUUUAUAAUGGUAGCUUUCCUUAUCCAGUGGAGGGGCAAGAUUCUACUAUUUUGGAAAACCUAAGUACAGUUUGGAUAGGUGAGUUUUGUUGUAGCAAGGAGGUUGUUAAAAGAAUUCCAAAUUUAAAAAAAUUAAGUAUUAUUAGGUGGUUAUCAGGUGAUUAUUCUCUCGCGCAGCUCAAUAAGCUUGAAUCACUCUGUUUAUGCUUUAUUUCUAGUUUGGAGGCCAUAGGCUUCCCAACUUCACUGAAGAAGUUGACUUUGUGGUAUUGCCAAAUUCCUUGGGGAAAGAUGACAAUAAUUGGUUCUUCAUUACCCAAUCUUGAAGUGCUUAAAUUGAACAAUGCAUUUAUGGGGCCGAAGUGGAGUCCAAAUGAUGGGGAAUUUCUUCAGCUAAAAGUGUUGUUCAUUGAGAGUUUGGAAUUGGAGCAUUGGGAAGCAGAGGAUACCCAUUUCCCAAAUCUGCAUGGGCUCUAUCUAUAUCAGAUGAUGAGAUUGAAAGAGAUUCCUUUAAGCAUCGGAGAUAUAAACACACUACAAUCCAUUCAUUUGAGAGUGUGGUGCAGUGUCUCUGCUAAGAAUUCGGCACUAGAAAUAGUGAAGGACCAAAAGGAGAAAGGAAAUGAGAUUCUUCAAGUUUAUAUAGAUGAAAAACAAGUCCUUUCAGACUCUAUUCUAGAUGGAGAAGAGGAGUUAAAAGUUUCCUUAUAGCCACUAGAAAUCUAACAUUUUGUAUGUGACAUUUGAGUUGUGAUGAAAUUACUUUGAAAUUUCUUUUAGCAUUUAA
Molecule: messenger RNA, 2779 nt
Organism: Sesamum indicum (sesame)
Lineage: Eukaryota; Viridiplantae; Streptophyta; Magnoliopsida; Lamiales; Pedaliaceae
Product: putative late blight resistance protein homolog R1A-3
Biological process (GO): defense response to other organism
Molecular function (GO): ADP binding
Source: RefSeq, a predicted model, not a curated record